Marmota flaviventris (yellow-bellied marmot) is the source of this 2067-nucleotide messenger RNA. RefSeq names its product melanoma inhibitory activity protein 2-like. The record is from RefSeq and is a predicted model, not a curated record. NCBI's taxonomy places the organism in Eukaryota, Metazoa, Chordata, Mammalia, Rodentia, Sciuridae. Gene Ontology annotation, cellular component: endoplasmic reticulum exit site; endoplasmic reticulum membrane. Gene Ontology annotation, biological process: vesicle cargo loading; endoplasmic reticulum to Golgi vesicle-mediated transport; protein secretion.
AUGGAAACACACCCUAGUCCUUAUGGCUGUCCCUGGGAAUUGAUGAUAUGUACAACAAUUGGAUUUUUUGUUGUUCUCUUGUUUUUGUGGAGAAGUUAUCAGUCUGUGAGAAGCAGGCAUUACAUGAGAAGAGAAAAACAGCUUGCUCUAAAACUUUCUGGACUAAUUGAAGAAAAAUGUGAACUACUUGAAAAGGUUGGUCUUGCUCAAAAAGACUACGAAGACUUAGAGUCAUCUUUAAAGGAUACCAUUUUGGAGAAGGAGUCAAUAAAAUCAGAAAAUUUGGAGACAAUAUAUGAAAACCUGGAUAGGUCCAUAUCUAAACUUGAGGAUGAAAUACUCUUUCUAGAAAAAAAGCUAAAAGAAGAGAAAACUAAAUAUUUUCAACAGGAUGAAUUGAUGGUGGAUAUAUUAAAAAGAAUUAAGUCCCUAGAAGAUGAAUCAAAAUCACUCAAAUUUCAAGCUAAAACAACCUUGAGAAUAUUUAAAAUGAAUAAAGAAGCAGUUACAGUAGCAAUAAAAGAGGCUUUGAAUGAAAAUUUCUACCUUCAGGAAAGUCAGAAACAGCUUUUAGAAGAAGUUGAAGUAUGGAAAGAAAAAGUGAAUGGCCUCAAUAAACAGAAAAUGAUACUUGAACACUCUAAAGAUCAUGCAGAACAAGUUCUAAGAGAUAAAGAAAAUCACAUUAAAUCUCUGACUGAACACUUGCUGCAGAUGAAAUAUUGGGCUCCUGUGCUUGCAGAAGUCCUAAAAGAUGAUGGUAACUUGGAGUUGGAAAUGGAGAGUGAAUCAGAAAUUGGUGCUCACUUUGAAGAUCAGCCAAAAGGGGCUUUGAAGAAACUGGUUUAUGUUGCAAAGUUAAAGGCCUCUUUUAAAACCUUAGAAAGAGAAGGAAAUCAAAUUUUUACUUUAUUAUCUGAAGUAAUUGAGACAAAGGAAGGUGUUAUAGGACAUAUUAAAAAUCUUAAGACAGAACAAGCAUCUUUGCAAGCAGAAAAUACACAAUUUGAAAGUGAGAAUCAGAAUCUUCAGCAGAAAUUUAAAGUCAUGAUGGAAAUAUAUCAAUAAAAUGUAAUGGAACUCCAAUGGAAACUAAUAGGAGAGAAAAAUUACCAGGUAGAGCAAGAAGUGAAACUUUCCAAAGUGGAGGAAAAGAUCAGCCAUACAACUAAACUGCUGGAGACCUAUAGAAAAUGAGCCAAUGAUCUUGAAGAAGAAUUGAAGAGAACCAUUCAUUUUUAUCAGGGGCAUGUUAAGUACUAUGAGAAAAAAACACAUGGUAAUGAGUUGGCAGCUCAGAGUGCUGAAAGAUACCUCAAUGAUUUAAGAAAACAAAAUGAUCACAACAGACAAAAAUUAACUGAAAUGGAGUUCACAUUUAAACUUGCAGAAAAAGAUCCUUCUGCACUUGAUGUUUCAAAUACAGCCUUUGGCAGAGGUCAUUCUCCAAAUGGUCCCUCACCAUUGAGUCAACCUUCAUGUGAAAUGAGACCUUAUGUGGAAAAGAAGGGUCCACUCAUACUCUCACCUUUGGUGACAGUGGGAGAAGGAAGAGGCUCAAGGGGCCCAGAGAAUUCUCUGGAUCAUCCAACUAGCAAUGAAAGAAGAGAAUCAAACUGCAAUAGGUUAACUGAUCCUCAGAGAGCACCUUCUGACACUGGACCCCUGGCACCUCCAUGUCAACAGGCCCAUAUGAUAAUGAUCCCUCCACCAGGCCAAACAUAUUCUGAUCCACAGCUUCCUCUACAAAGGCAAGAUGGAUGUUAUUAUAAUUAUGGUACACCAUCAGAAUUCAAAAGUUCCACUAUGCUGCCUUUGGAAAAAAUGGAGGGGUCUACGUCUUCAGAUAUUAAAUACAGUAGAAAUGAUAUCAAAGUCAAUCUUGGUGAUUCCAAUUUGCCUGAUUCAUCUCUCCCCCCUGAAAAUGAAGUAAGUGGCUCUGGAUUUGCUUUCUCACCUUUCCUUCCAAUCAGAGGUCCAUUGUUUCCAGUGGAUCCAAGGAGUCAGUUCAUGAGAAGAGGACUUUUUCCUCCACCUCCUCCAAGAAACAUGUAUGGAGCAUCUUGA